UGACAAUUCCGAGUUAAAAAUUUAUCAUGGUUGACUUAUUUUGAAUAUCUAUUCUGAAGCAACCCUCAUGUAGUUAGGUGAUUUUUUUGUUCAAUUCAUUCUCCAUACGUCAUCAGUAUAUUUGAAUGAUCAGAGAGCAAUACAUCUGAGCCAGGUACUGGCUAUAUAAAGCGGAACUUAAACGUUCUCUUCCUCUCUUUCUCUGGAAUCAAAAACGGACUGAGCAAGCUGUUUUCCUUUCAAUCAGAAGUCAACCAGAGCAUAAACAGUCUUUUUUACUUUCGUGCAACUUUUCUCUCUUAAUUACAAAACGUGAUUUUUCUGUUUCUCUAUUCCGCCAGAUCACAUGACUACUUCAAGCAGAUCUUAAAGAAUUACUCAUACACUAAGCUGACCACAAUCCCAAAUUUUCUACUGCUAAACUACACAAACCUGAUCUCCUCAACAAUGUCUAAUAAUUUACUUAUAUGGUUGGCUGUCGCCCCAAUCGUCGCCUUCAUCAUCCUUUACAUUUUGUUUAAUUAUAUUAUUAGCGGACGCAAAUGUGUGUGCAUCGUUGUCUUGGCUGAUAUAGGAAGAAGUCCACGAAUGCAGUAUCAUGCGUUGUCUUUUGCAAAGGAAGGUUUUGCUGUUGAUCUUAUCGGAUAUGGAGGUUCAUCACCCCUGCAAGAUUUAACCAAAAAUGAACAAGUUAACAUAUACUUUCUGCCCGAAGUUCCAUCAAUAACUACCUUGUUACCACGGCUGUUGUGUUAUGCUACCAAGGUGAUUUGGCAGACUACAUCAUUGUGUGUCACACUGCUUCUCACACCAAAAUCAUCUCAUAUCUUAUUACAGAAUCCUCCAUCAAUUCCAACACUUGCUGUUGUUUGGGUAGUUGCUGCUAUUCGCCGGUCAAAAGUCAUCAUAGAUUGGCAUAACUAUGGCUACAGCAUUUUGGGUCUUACUCUUGGACAUCAACACCCACUUGUCAAGUUUUCCAAAUGGUUUGAAAAGACAUUUGGCCGAUUUGCAAAUGGAAAUUUGUGUGUUACAGAUGCCAUGAAGAAAGAUCUGCAUGAAAACUGGAAGAUUAAGGCACACACUGUUUAUGAUAGAGCUCCUGACAACUUUAAGGAGACUGAUUUGCAGAAUAAGCAUCAGCUUUACUUAGAAUUGAGUAAAUUCUACCAAGUCUUUGCUACAAGUAAAUUUCCUGAAAAUCCUGCAAUAGAGAAGACAAGAUUUACCAUAAAAGAUGAAGAUGGAAAACUCAGCUUACUUGAAGAUCGUCCAGCUCUUCUGGUCAGCAGUACAAGUUGGACAAUUGAUGAAGAUUUCAGUGUUCUGGUUGAUGCUCUUGACAGUUAUGAAGGUUUUUGUGAGGAAGGAAAUGAGUUACCUAAAUUAGUCUGUGUUAUAACAGGUAAAGGUCAAUUGAAAGACUACUAUAGUAAACAGCUGGACCAGAAACCAUGGAAACAUAUCAGUGUUUGUCUACCUUGGCUAGAAGCUGAAGAUUACCCUACACUACUUGGUUGUGCUGAUGUAGGAGUGUGUCUGCAUAAGUCUUCUAGUGGCCUUGAUCUCCCUAUGAAAGUAGUUGAUAUGUUUGGCUGCUGUCUACCUGUGUGUGCUAUUAAUUUUAACUGUUUGUCAGAAUUAGUAAAACAUAGUGAAAAUGGCCUGAUCUUUAAAGACAGUAACGAAUUAGCUGAAAAUUUAAAGGAACUUCUUACGGAUUACCAAAACAACACUUUGCUAAAGAAAUUACGUUGCAACUUAAAAGAAUUCCAGAAGGUACGAUGGCACCAUAAUUGGAAGACAAAUGUCGAACCACUUUUUAUUGAGACUGAUCAAAGCAAUAAAAAACAGGACUGAAAUCAUUUGUCUUUGUUGAAAAUUUUUAUUUCAAAACGUGAAAUUUAAAAGGAAUUAAACCAAAAAAAUAUAACCACUGCAAUUGAAUUACUGAGAAACCUCUUGGCAGACAUACUAACGGUGCUCCCCUAUCAUAUCAGAUUUAAAAAAAAAAAUUAAACUGUAAUUAAUAAAAAGUCAAAGCAGUCAAUAAGCUGUGAUCUUUAAUAGUGAAUCUUCUUAUUUUAAUUUGCCUUUCCAGUGUUUGCUAUUAGUGUUUCAGGCUCUAGGGUUGUAUAGCCUGCUUUGUGAGUCCUUCUUGCAGAAUAUUGGCCAUCUAGAGAGAAGUAUUUGUUUUGUUUUUUUUCCUUCGUAAUCUUAAGAUGAGAUUAUAUCAGCUGAAUAAAUUGAUGUACAUUUAUUAUCUGUGUAUGUGUAUGUGUGAGUGUGAGAGCAUAAUGAUCCAGUAGAUUAUCAACAGCAUGGUCAAUGAGUUCAGAUGUUGCUAUUUCCUUUGUAUUGUGCCUUAGAAACAAGGCAGAUUUUUCUAUUUAACUCUACUCUCUCUGUCUGUGACUGUAUAAUAGGAUCCAGUUUUUCUUUAUGAUCGAACACUAAGCAAAGGAGACAUCCAGCUAUAAAAACACUUUCCUUAAUAAUAUCAAUGUCCAAAUUUACAAACGCCAUGUCUAAUACUCUAGAAAAUGGAUGUAAAAUUGUAAAUAAAAGCAAAUAAAACAUCA
Molecule: messenger RNA, 2582 nt
Organism: Octopus sinensis (East Asian common octopus)
Lineage: Eukaryota; Metazoa; Mollusca; Cephalopoda; Octopoda; Octopodidae
Product: chitobiosyldiphosphodolichol beta-mannosyltransferase
Exons: 14
Coding region: 448-1860 (470 amino acids)
Cellular component (GO): endoplasmic reticulum
Molecular function (GO): mannosyltransferase activity
Source: RefSeq, a predicted model, not a curated record